Molecule: messenger RNA, 621 nt
Organism: Cotesia congregata
Lineage: Eukaryota; Metazoa; Arthropoda; Insecta; Hymenoptera; Braconidae
Source: the annotation of a GenBank genome assembly
AUGAAAAUUUUUGUUGGACUUUGUUUGCUGGUGGUCGUUGCGACUUGCAGGGGAGAUUACGUUAAAUUUUUUGAGAAAUGCACCAAAGAAAAAAACACUUUCGACUGUUUGAAAAAACGUGCGCUCGACGUUUUAGAAAGGGCUGUUGAGGACGAUACGGUUUAUGUUGUUAAUGAUUAUGUGUCGAUCGCUAGAGAUCCAAAAGUCACUCCUGAUGUCGUUCAAAGGUCCAGUGGGGAAAAUGAGACGGCUUUGAGCUUGGAUGAUAAGCUUGACAGGAAGCUACAUGAAUAUUUGGCUUCCAGAAGCAUCAAACUGACCAUUCCUGGAGGAGUUAUUGAAGGACGGGGUAAGAAGAAAGAUAAAGGUGGAUAUGGAGGCGCUUUGAUGAUGGGAGGUCUUGCUAUGGCAGGUGUAAUGGCCCAAUUAGCAUACGCAAAAAUCGCCUUCUUAGCGGGUACAGCUCUUUUGACUGCGAAAAUAGCGUUAGUACUCAGCGCAAUAAUUGGACUGAAAAAAUUAGUCUCCAGCGGCGGCGGAGGUCAUGAAGUUAUCUACGCUACAGCCUCCGAUCCGCACGGUGGUUAUGGAGGAUGGUCCAGGUCUUUAGGAUCCUCGUAG